AUGAAUAUCACUGGAGUAGAAAUAAAAGGUGUCAAAGUUAGCUGUGAUAUCGAUGUGUCAAUAUAUGCAAUGAAUUACUACAUGGCAUUUUCUGAAGGGUACCUGGCGAUACCAUACAACAGUUUAGGACGAAGAUACAUCGCAGCCACGUAUAGUAAUAUUAACUUCACAAUAAUAAUGCUUAAUAACGUAAGUGUUGGGGUAAUAUGCACAGAAGACAACACCACAGUAACGUUGUUUCUGAAAAUUAAAAAUGGUGUUCUGUAUUUUGGUGGACAUGCGUAUCAAUCGAAUGAUUCUCUAACUGUCAAUCUUAAUGCCUAUGAAACUUUUUAUUUUUCAAAUACACAUGAUCUCAGUGGUACAAUUAUUACAUCAACCAAACCAGUUGCGGUCGUUUCUGGUGGCGAUAUCAGCAUAAACAGAUCAUCCCAAUAUACAGACUACACUACAGAAAUGAUUCUCCCUAGUGAACAGCUUGGGAAAGACUUUGUUGUUCCAUUGUUAUACGAUUCUUUUUGUCUUUACAGAGUACUAGCCGAUGACGACGCAACUGUAACCAUUCAAAACUCAACAAGUAGAAAUACUAAAACGCUUGUGAAAGGGGAGUUUCUGGAUAUUUCAAACUUUACUGCAUCAACUGUUGAGUCUUCUACAGGAGUUCUUGUGCAGUUAUAUUGUGCCAAAUUUUACAGCACGUGUAAUUAUGCAAUGACUACAGUCCCAAGUAUUCAACAUUUUAAAACUAGUUAUCAAUUUGCCGUAGUUUCGAACUAUCCACUUGACAGGUUUCCGCCAGAUAACUUUUUUAUCACAAUUAUAAUCACAGCAGACGACAAACAUGAUCUGAUUUUAGACGGAAAAACAGGAAUCAUGUUUAAUGAAAAAUCAAAAAUUAAAUUGGCUGGAAAGAAAUACUCUAUCCUUUCGCAUGAAUUAGUUGUUGGAAUUCAUGAAAUGCAUCAUGCCGAAAGCGUUCCAUUCGGACUUAUCGUGUAUGGACGAAAUCCAUUAGAUGGAUAUGCUUACCCUGCAGGACUUAAACUGAAUCUACAGUAA
Molecule: messenger RNA, 1059 nt
Organism: Mytilus trossulus (common blue mussel)
Lineage: Eukaryota; Metazoa; Mollusca; Bivalvia; Mytilida; Mytilidae
Exons: 1
Coding region: 1-1059 (352 amino acids)
Source: RefSeq, a predicted model, not a curated record